This is a messenger RNA of Bolinopsis microptera, 2592 nucleotides long. RefSeq names its product calmodulin-like. Gene Ontology annotation, molecular function: calcium ion binding. The record is from RefSeq and is a predicted model, not a curated record. The coding region runs from base 37 to 915 and encodes 292 amino acids. NCBI's taxonomy places the organism in Eukaryota, Metazoa, Ctenophora, Tentaculata, Lobata, Bolinopsidae. The transcript is spliced from 13 exons.
AGCUAUAACAAGACUAGCUGGACAUAAGAUACCAAGAUGCACGCCGCCAGAGUUGCCAAGGAUAUCGCCAAGCAUCGAAAUGCUAUGGAACAGAAACAAAAAGAGGAGAAGAGGAAGAAGAAAGCGCUAAAGAAGCAGCAAAAAGAAAUGGAGAAACAAAGAGCGGAGAUGGAGAAGCAACGCGAGGAACUGUGGGAACAGCAGCGACUGGACAUGGAGAAGAAAGGUAUACAAAUGGGUCUGGGAGAGCUGAAGAACGGCAUGUCUAUAGACGCGAGUGAAGGAGACACAAUGCUGGGACAAGAUUUGUCACCUGAAAAUUACAUCGGACCAGAGAGUGAUUACUUGGACGGAGAUGAUAACCAGUACCGGAAACAGCCCCUGCGGAUUUCCAGAAUUCUAAGUCGAGACGUACACAAGGAUCCUGACUAUGAGCGACGAGUACAGGACUACACUGCCGCCUUCCAGGGCAUGGAUAACGAUGGAGACGGCACCAUCACCUUCGAGGAGUUCAAACAGUUGUGGGUAAAAUCUGGAUUUCUGUCGAAUGAAGGAGACAUAAGGAUAUUAUUCAACCAGGUAGAUGUGAACGGUGAUGGAACUAUCUCAUUAAAAGAAUUCAUCGAACUUAACGAAAGGUACGCAAUGCCAAGUACAGAAGAAGAAAUAAGGGAAGCAUUCAAAGUAUUUGAUAAAGACAACGAUGGUUUCAUCACGAGUGACGAGCUCAAGAGGAUUCUAACAAAGAUGGGCGAACCCAUGUGCGACGAAGAAGCGGAGGAAAUCAUCGGCUACGUGGACAAGAACGGAGACGGCAAAAUAGACAUAGACGAAUUUAUUGUCAUGAUGCUGAAAUGCAUUGCGGAUGAGGAGGAGUUGGACCAGGACGAAAACGGGCUGUUUGGUUCUGUCUGACACGUGUCGUAGCAUAGAGUAGCUCAUGUUGAGUUGAUGUGUGCUAAACACCACGCGGUGUGGGGUGGAAUAUGCUGCUCGUAUUAAAGAGAAGAGGUGUUUUUAACAAAGAGGGGUAUUGCAGAGAAAUAUUAACGUGGUGUGCUGUCCAGGAAAUUGUUUCAGAAAAUUUAGGUUCUGUGUCGUUUUCAUGGCUCGAGUUGGAACGUUGCCAAUUCGGCGAGUUGGAAGGUUCGGAUAUCAUGAGGCUUGUAAAGAAACCUAACCCUAUUGUAAAGGUUACAAUGUAAAGAAGCUAAUUCUAACGGUCCCAUCUAAUUCACACUGAUACCAGAAUUGACGGUGUAAAUGUUCACUAGGCCUUUACCUUUACAUGAACUGAACUGUCCUAAUAUGGCUGAAUAUGUUCACCCAUGAAAAUGAAAAUCGAUCAGAGAAAUCUGAACGUGCCAAACAAAUCAACCUGUUAGUCUAUUAAACAUGUGUUUUCCGCUACAAUUUUCCGCUACACCGAGUUGGCUGACUUUUGAGUGAGUUAUAAUCAAUGUGCUGCUAUCACACCACCACACCAUCUCACCACACCAUCUGUGCUUGUAGUUCGGAGGAGAAGCGCUUGAGGAGGCGGAAGCUGAUGAGAUCAUUUCUUACAUCGAUACCAACGGAGACGAGAAAAUACACUACGAGGAGUUCCUGGUGGCGAUGGAGGAUUGCAACUACAUGGCGGAGAGUAACAGUGAGGUUGAGAGCGAUAUAGAGGGGGAGGAUCAUGAUCAUGAUUAGAGGAGUGUACCUAGAUCAGUACGGGCGUAGCUAGAGGGGUAUAGCUAGAGGGGCGUUUGUAGCGCGGUUCACUACUGGGCUGCGCCGCUACGAGAGCAUUAUUUGAUGCGUGGUGCGACCCAGUAGUGCAUCAGUAGACCCAGUAGUGCAUCAACUAGUGGGUAGUCUAGAGGACUGCUGUCUAAGGGGGCGUCUAUAAUAGACUAUGUCUAUAUAACUCCCCUUAAACAAGAGCUAACUUCAUUUUUUACCAAAACUCUAAGUGUCAUAACACCAGAGACAGAAUAUGUCUUUGCAACUGUAGCAAUACUGUAAAACGCGUUUAUUCAACUUUAUAGUAGAUUGUGAUUUGAAUUAUUUUAAUUUCAGCUUUAUCGUUAAGUCAUUUUGAAGUUAAAUAGACUCUACCGCGAUGUUUUCCAUUUAACCGCGACCCUAUGUACACUGGAUGUACUCUUCUAUUAAUCUGGUUCAAAAUAAUUUCCUUUGUUACUGUGGAGCUUUCUUUUGGAUAAUAUUAGACAAAAUAUCAGCAGUUUAAAUCUAUAAGUUCUCUUUCCGCUUAUUUCUUUAGGCUAAUGUUACUGUAUUACCUUGGAAAAAUGGUAUGAAAGAUCAGCUUUUAAUUACAUAGUUUCGUGGAAAGCAGCCGAGAACUUAGAUAAUUUAUUGUAUUUACAGAACUAGAUUUAUAAGAGGAAAUGUUUCCUUCUGUCCAACUUGUAUAGCAGCAAAGAACCCACUCUUUCGCGGCCGUGAUAAUAUUUAUUUUGUUUUAUACUUUUUACCAAAAUAUAUGUGCGGAUAUGUUUAAUAAAAUUUGAUAAUUAUAACUUGAUGACUGAUAUUAUUGCCGUCAUGUGAUGAUAAUUUCAAUUUCAACGUAAUGUGUAAAAA